Bipolaris victoriae FI3 is the source of this 1341-nucleotide messenger RNA. RefSeq lists its product as hypothetical. Gene Ontology annotation, molecular function: protein binding. The transcript is spliced from 3 exons. The record is from RefSeq and is a predicted model, not a curated record. The coding region runs from base 1 to 1341 and encodes 446 amino acids. NCBI's taxonomy places the organism in Eukaryota, Fungi, Ascomycota, Dothideomycetes, Pleosporales, Pleosporaceae.
AUGCCUUUGCUGGAACUGCCGCCUGAUAUAUUCAAAGAUAUCACUAGUUUCUUAGUGGGCUCAGAAGGGCUGAAGCAUGCCGUGAAGUAUCGUGGGGUUUGCAGAACUUUCAAGCAAUACAUAACAGCAGAGUUAUACGAGCAGGCUACUAUGGUACCUCUUGAAGAGCUUUUUGGGAGCCAACAACUCAAGAAUAUCCUUCAUUCCCAGCACUUUGCUUUGUCGCAGGGUGUAAAAACGAAAAAGAGCCAGGAGUCACCACGCUUUCAGUGCACUUUCAGAAUAUGGACCAUGCUGAUCGCAUUGUGGCCCGUCUCUCUGGAGUUACGGCUGAAAGGCAAAAAGGACUCAACCGCAUUAGUACUAAUCCCAAAGAUGCAAGUCAUCACGCCUGCCAUCGCAGCAGCAUUUAACGACUCCGAUACGUUGCUUCAACACGUUAAUACCGGCUCGCACCUGCUUAAACCUGCAUGCAAAGCAUUGCCAAAUGCCCUCGAUGCUGCAACGAUCUCUGGAUGCAGCAGAUCCCUGUCUACUAUUAUCACAUGUCUUCUCAGACAAGCGAGAAGUGACAGUGCCCCGGGUCAAGGCAAGGUAUGCGAUGUUGCUCUCGCAGUUGUUAGCUCAUUACGAUUAGCUAUUCGAUUACGCAAACCAAGGGCGGCGCACGUAUUGUUUGACUAUAUAGUCGGUAACAAGAUGCUCUUACUGUCAACUUCAAACAAUCUCGCGGAUGAUUUACUCGAAUAUUGUAUAAAAUAUACCUACCUUGCCUUACUUCCAAGGGUUUUCCAUCUCAGAUACGGAUGCUUCAUUACCUCGAUAGAGGGUGCAGUCAGGAACUGGAUCGUCAAUUCUGACGAUUAUCAUCAUCUCUAUAUAUAUGGUGGUGUGAAGACUCUGCAGUUCUUUCUCAAGCACAAGAUUGUGGAUCCCAACACGCACAGCCCUUAUUCCCCUACCAGAACAGACAUCACACCUCUCAUGCUGGCUUUGAGGAACAAGCGUUAUGAUCUUGCUCGCGUCUUGAUUGAGAACGGUGCAGACGUCAACGCAAAGUCAAAAGACGGGACUGGCGAAUCAGCACUGAUGUUUGCUGUCGAACACGGAUAUUAUCAAGAUGUUCAGUUUCUUCUCGUUCGCGGGGAAAUCUCUCUCACAAAAUCUGUAUACGAUGAAGCUUACAAAAUCGCUUAUAACAAUGGUUGGGGCAGAUGUGCAAUGCUCAUUGAGAAAGCAAAGAAGCAAGGCGCUGAGUCUAUCCGACACUUGACAUUUCGGAACAGACAUGUAGACGAGAAAGGGGAGUUGCAUCUAGUGUGGUUAGGUUUGGAUGAUUAG